AUGCCUUCCAACUUCGCACAACCGACCUGCCCGCUGAACAGAGACACUUCCCCGGCCACUGUCGGCUUACGAUCCUUUCAUUCCACCUCACACAACUGGCGGAGUACACCGCAGUAUACCUACCACGUCGCGGCAUCCUAUUCAGCCAAGCAGGAUCGCUUCAAUGCGGAGCAAAAUCUCUUCACACAACCAGUGCAUGACCCCAGCAUCAGCAAUGAGGAUCUGCGCGACUGCAAGGAGUCCAUUGACAAGCGGAGACGAGCGAGAAGUGGCCAGGAUGCUUUCUUUUUCAGCCAGGUGGGAAACACAAAAACCACAACAUUUGGUGUAGCGGAUGGAGUCGGAGGAUGGGUCGAGUCUGGACUGGACCCAGCUGACUUCUCCCAUGGCUUGUGCGAGUACAUGGCUUGCGCAGCGCGCUCAUGGCCACACGGUUUCAACACGACAGCAUUACACCCAAAAGACUUGCUCCAGGUUGCGUAUGACGAGGUCACAGAUGAUGACAGCAUUGAGGGUGGUGGUAGCACCGCAUGUCUGGCUGUUGCAGAACCGGACGGCAACGUCGAGGUAGCCAACCUAGGAGAUUCAGGAUUCAUGCACCUGGGAUUGAACGCAGUACGACAUUUCACGCAGCCACAGACGCACGCAUUCAAUACCCCGUAUCAGCUCUCCAAAACUCCCCAACGUAUGCUAGUGCAAAUGGCUGUAUUUGGAGGCCCAUCCACACUUUCGGACCUACCCAAGGAGUCGAGUAUAACGCACCACAAAGUACGCCAUGGCGAUGUCCUCGUCUUCGCAACUGAUGGUGUGUGGGACAACCUGAGCCCUCAGGAUGCGCUCGGUAUCGUUAGUCGUCACAUGGUCGAUCUGGGUGCUUGGGUAGAGAAAGAUGGCACCAUUGAAGUCGGACAAGACCUAGCGAAGCUGGUACAGGCCGACUCAGCUCGGAAAGCCGACAGCUCAUCCCUCCAAGCCAAAGUGGCGGUUGCAAUCGCGAAAGAGGCCAAAGUAACAGGGCUGAACACUCGUCGAGAUGGACCGUUCGCUAAAGAGGUGCAAAGGUACUACCCUGGGGAGAACUGGCAUGGCGGCAAACCGGAUGACAUUGCUGCCGUGGUAGCUGUUGUACUAGAGGAUGCACCUCAGCGAGCAAAAUUGUGA
Alternaria arborescens is the source of this 1161-nucleotide messenger RNA. RefSeq lists its product as hypothetical. The record is from RefSeq and is a predicted model, not a curated record. The transcript has a single exon. NCBI's taxonomy places the organism in Eukaryota, Fungi, Ascomycota, Dothideomycetes, Pleosporales, Pleosporaceae. The coding region runs from base 1 to 1161 and encodes 386 amino acids.